GAGGGGGGUUACCACCCGCUCUGCCCCAGAUCACGUUUGCCACCCACAGCCAAACACUCUUGUCCGAGUCCUCGGGCAAGAGGCGAUUGGGGACGAGUGAGCUCGGCAUCUCAGGUCCAUUCCGGUCCCCACCGGCCCGAGGCGGAAUAUCCUGCCCCCACCAGGCCACCUCCUCUCGUGGAAUCGGAGCGCCGGCCUCGCAGGAAGGCAGAAGCGAAAUGUAGCGAGCCGGGUGUCGCGGUUGGACGCUCGCCUUGGCUGGGGGUGUAGCGGGGCACACGCGGGGGCUCGAGGAGGACGGCUGAGGGGGAGGAGUGAUGAGAAGAGGGGGUACCCUGCAUCCCCCGAUUCCGCGGGCCCCUGCUUCCACUCUCCAGGCGCCCUUUCUCCCCAGCGAAGCGCAGGUGUUCCACACCGAUUCUUGUGACUUUAAGGACCAGGCAACUGAGAAAUUACAAGAUCUUCUCAAGAAGGGAAGACAUCUCUGGAAGAGAGGGGAAAGAUAGCAGAUACAGGGACCAGUUGAGCCCAACCAAAGUGCUGUGAGAAACUGAAGGCACCCAGCAGGAGUGGGAAGAAGCCCGAGCCUCAGAACGAGGCUCCAUUCCGAACCAUCUGACGGCAUCCAUCUUUUCACAAGAGAGGCACUCCAGACUCAGGUUGAGCUCUUUCCUUCUGCAUGCUCCUGCUCUGAGGGACUGGCCACUGAGAACCAAAGAUUCCCCCUGGCACAGCACCCAACUGCUGGGAGCAGGCACCCAAAACCCCUAGUGGCAGCUGCUGCAUCUGGUGAAGACUUGUGUUUCUUUCCAGCUCCGGGCUGCCUUGCUUGAUGGGGCUAUCUUUCGGGAGAUCAGUUUUUACAGUGCCCGGUAGGAGUGGAGAUCCGUGGGAAGAGGUCCUGCGGCAGUCAAGCCUGGGUUCACCCCAAGACUAAGUUCUUUCCCGAGUCAGAGUUGGAGAGAGAAAGAAAAAUAAAUAAAUUCUCCCCUCCUCUCUUCCCUGCCUGUCAUGUCCUCUAAGCCAGAGCCAAAGGACAUCCACCAGCCGAACGGUACUGGCCCUUCUCCCUCUCCCUGUUCUUCGGAUGGCCCUGGGCGAGAGCCCUUGGCUGGGACCUCAGAGUUCCUGGGGCCCGAUGGGGCUGGGGUGGAGGUGGUAGUGAUUGAGUCUCGAGCUAACGCCAAGGGAGUUCGGGAGGAGGACGCCCUGCUGGAGAACGGGAGCCAGAGUAACUGCAGUGACGACGAUGUUAGCACUGACCGGCGUCCAGCGCCACCCUCCCCGCUCAAGGAGACCUCCUUUUCCAUUGGACUGCAAGUGCUGUUCCCCUUCCUCCUGGCAGGCUUUGGGACUGUGGCAGCUGGCAUGGUGCUGGACAUUGUGCAGCACUGGGAGGUCUUCCAGAAGGUGACAGAGGUCUUCAUCCUGGUGCCUGCACUGCUGGGGCUCAAAGGGAACUUGGAAAUGACCCUGGCGUCAAGACUGUCUACUGCAGCCAACAUUGGACAAAUGGACACACCUAAGGAGCUCUGGCGGAUGAUCACGGGGAAUAUGGCCCUUAUCCAGGUACAGGCCACCGUGGUGGGCUUCCUGGCCUCCAUCGCAGCCGUGGUCUUUGGCUGGAUCCCUGAUGGCCACUUUAGCAUCCCACAUGCCUUCCUGCUGUGCGCCAGCAGUGUGGCUACAGCUUUCAUUGCCUCCUUGGUCCUGGGUAUGAUCAUGAUCGGAGUCAUCAUUGGGUCUCGAAAGAUUGGGAUCAACCCAGACAAUGUGGCCACGCCCAUCGCUGCCAGCCUGGGCGACCUCAUCACCCUGGCUCUCCUCUCAGGCAUCAGCUGGGGACUCUACCUGGAACUGAAGCACUGGCGAUACAUCUAUCCCCUGGUGUGUGCCUUCUUUGUGGCCCUGCUGCCUGUCUGGGUGGUGCUGGCCCGAAGAAGCCCAGCCACAAAGGAGGUGUUGUAUUCAGGCUGGGAGCCUGUCAUCAUUGCUAUGGCCAUCAGCAGUGUGGGAGGCCUCAUCUUGGACAAGACUGUCUCGGACCCCAACUUUGCAGGAAUGGCUGUCUUCACACCUGUGAUUAAUGGUGUCGGGGGCAAUCUGGUGGCUGUGCAGGCUAGCCGCAUCUCCACCUUCCUCCACAUGAACGGCACACCAGGGGAGAACUCUGAGCCAACUCCUCGCCGCUGCCCCAGCCCAUGCACCACCUUCUUCAGCCCCGACGUGAAUUCACGUUCUGCCCGGGUCCUUUUCCUCCUCGUGGUCCCAGGACACCUGGUGUUUCUCUACACCAUCAGCUGUAUGCAGGGCGGGCACACCACCCUCACCCUCAUCUUCAUCAUCUUCUACAUGACAGCUGCACUGCUCCAGGUGCUGAUUCUCCUGUACAUCGCAGACUGGAUGGUGCACUGGAUGUGGGGCCGGGGCCUGGACCCUGACAACUUCUCCAUCCCGUACUUGACUGCUUUGGGGGACCUGCUUGGCACCGGACUCCUGGCACUCAGCUUCCAUGUCCUCUGGCUCAUUGGGGACAGAGACACAGAUGUUGGGGACUAGCUUAGCCACUCAGCCUUUCCCCCAUCCCUCUGCACUUUCUAUUUGGAUUUUUUUUUCCCUUUUGGUUCCCUACCCGACCCUAUACUACACUCCCACGUCUUUCUGGGACUUCACUUUGAUACCAGAUUCUCAUUAUUUUCAAUGGGAAUUUUUAUACAUUGAGCCAAGUUUGGAUAGAAAGAAUUCGGGAAGGACAGGUGCGCUGACAUAAGCAGUAAAAGUAGUCUUUCGAGACAAUCACCAAGUGCAAUUCCACGGUGGGUGCCUCCAGAGGAGGUAGAUUGGGACCUUGGCAUCCCAUCUAGCAUCCGGGGACCUUCGCAAUUAGCUUUAGCAACCUCAGCCUCGGCCCUAAUGAGAAACUCUAAGUGGGCUCUGGGUUGUUUUGGGGUUUGGUUGAACAGAGGGAGGCGGGAUAAUUAACACUCCCACACAUGCGUGUACUUUUAUAGAAGUGGACCAGCUUCACAGCACUGGGCAGGAGAAAGUUGCUUCAGCUUCUUGUAAUCACAGCCCUGUUCCAAACCAGCCUGCCCGCAGAGUCGGGCCCAUCUGCACACACGUGCCUUGCCCGACUGCCUGAUUGCUUUCCAGCCAAAUGAGUGGUGGCCUGGGCCCUUCACAGAUCCACGUCAUCCGUGGGUUUCCAAAGGUCCACGUGCCCCCUGAGUCUAGAGAACUGAGUUCAAGCCUCCUCUCAAUUCUCUCCAUGUACUCCAUAUCCGCACAGCUUGCCAGAUGGGCUUCUAAGAUUGGGGACAGGACAAUGGGUUGUGGCAAGUGACCUGGAGAUCGAUGUAAUCUGGGGGGUGUCUAACCACUGUCUCUCGUGACAUAACCACGUAGUCAGUCUUGGCCUCUGUUACUUCCUUAACACGCUCAUUCCAUCACACCAGGGCUCCAUUGGCCUUUCUCUCAGCUUCUGCCCACAGACAUGCAUCCACCAUUCACUCAUUCAGCAAAUCUCAGCCUCUGCCAGAUGAGCCUUUUCCACAGCACCAGCCUGCGAUAAUUCUUCAUUGAGCAGUCGUUAUGGGGUGCCUACUGUGUUAGGUACAGUGCCAGGCAUUGACCUGCCAGUAACUGCCAGGUCAGCCCCUAACUGCAGUGCUUGCCAGCCCCGUUGCUCCGGCAGUAUCAUGUCCUCAAAUACCCUCCCUCAGCUUUUCUCCUGUCCACAUUUCACGACACACUUAGAAGAGGGCUUGGAAUUAGCAAGCUGGGUACCAGUAGGCUGCUUCAGUAUCUGCCUUGUCCAUGAUUAGAAGAAAACCAGAGCCCUUCCCUACACGUGCCCCAAACUGUUCAACCAAUGGGGUGCAGGCUGUUUGUCAGGAACCCGUAAAUUCCCCCCCCUGUGUAGCCUAAAAGAUCAAGGAAAGGAUUAAGCAGAGCCCUUUGUCUACCAAUACUGUGCCUACACCUAGAGACUUCUGAGCCUCGUUUCCCUGACAUCACCUGAACUCAGAACUUUAGCAUUGGACGGAUUCAUAAAGCGUGUCUAGUUGGAGUUGUGUCAAGCAGAUCAGUGUCGUUCUGGGCUUGCUUCUGCUCUUCCCUCUGGCCUAACUCCACCUCAAAACUCAAGACUCUAGUACAGGCAUCAUACCCUAAGACUGCGGCCCCAGGGUCCCCAGCCACUUGCCCUAUCCUGACAUCUGGAGUUGGAUCAGGUUGUCUGGAAACUGAAGCAUCCUUCUUCCUUUGCCUAGAAAACAGAAAGGUAGGCACACCCAGGCUCAGCUCGUGUGAGUAGAGGGGCCUGGAGUGACAGGAGAGUGACUUCAGGAGAAGAUUCAUCUCUUCCCACUGGGUUGCACCUAUUGCAUGUACUUUUGGCCUGAGUGGAAGAAACAAAAUUGGUUUACUUUCAUAUCCUUCAAAAGUUACAGAAGUGUGUCUUAAGAGAAUUAUUUAUAGUUACUAUAACUGAAUUGACAAAUGUCGACUUAACUGAUAAAUUAUAUUUGGUAAAAUAAAAUGGAAGUUUAUUUCAA
Apodemus sylvaticus (European woodmouse) is the source of this 4556-nucleotide messenger RNA. It is a transcript of the gene Slc41a1, whose product is annotated as solute carrier family 41 member 1. The record is from RefSeq and is a predicted model, not a curated record. Bases 1012 to 2559 code for a protein of 515 amino acids. Gene Ontology annotation, cellular component: plasma membrane. Gene Ontology annotation, molecular function: monoatomic cation transmembrane transporter activity. NCBI's taxonomy places the organism in Eukaryota, Metazoa, Chordata, Mammalia, Rodentia, Muridae. Gene Ontology annotation, biological process: monoatomic cation transport. The transcript is spliced from 11 exons.